Messenger RNA from Dacryopinax primogenitus, 867 nucleotides. RefSeq lists its product as uncharacterized. The transcript has 3 exons. The record is from RefSeq and is a predicted model, not a curated record. Bases 319 to 867 code for a protein of 182 amino acids. Lineage: Eukaryota; Fungi; Basidiomycota; Dacrymycetes; Dacrymycetales; Dacrymycetaceae.
ACGAUCAUCUGUUCCCAGCCUCCGGCACCUCGGUCUUCAAACCCCGCACGGCAUGUCCAGUGUUCAGUCUUGAUCGCCGCAGACUGGAGGACAGGCCGCGUCUGGGACGUGAGCGAGGGCAUCGCUUAUGGCGUCACGAAGCGCGAUGGUACCAGUGCGAGCUUACCGACAGGCAAGGGAGGGGCGAAAGAGGGCAAGGAGGAGAAGGAAGAGAAGGGCGUGAGGGUGUGCAGGGAGUGUAGGGAGAACGUGAGGAGACUCCAGUAUGUGCUGGAGAAAUCCCGAGUCCCGCCCGUGAGCAGGCUGUAUACCGUACUGAUGCAGCUCGAACGCGAGCUCCUAGACAUCAUCCCGACGUACCAGGACCAGCUGCUCGAGCUCCCUCCCCAGCCGAGCGCGGCCUCCCUAGCCCCUGUGCAGGAAACGCGCAAGUUGGUACUCGACCUGUGUGCGGAUUACGAUAAGCUCGCCAAGAGGAUCCUUGGGCUGCCUUGUGUGAAAGGCGGGGAGGAGGAGAGGGUCCAAAGAGCGGUGUGGAUGCGGAGCAGGGGGGUGUUGCAGAAGGAGAUGGCUGGGUUGCCUGCCCUGCCCAAACCUCCCACGCACAAGAAGUCCAAAUCACAACCACAAUCCCAACCCCCAUCACGCUCCUCCUCCCUCCCCGGUUCGGGGCUGCACACACCCACAGACCCAGACGCCGAGCUGGCCCACCGGCUCCAGCCGCUCCUUGAGCAAGAGGCGCUGCUGGAUCAGUAUGUGGCCGAGGCUACUGCUGCGAGGAAGUUUGAGGAUGCGAGGGCGUUACGCGCGAGUUUGGAGGAGAUUAGGGAGGAAGUGGGGAGGUUGGUUCGGCAGGCUGGGGGUUGA